This is a messenger RNA of Nerophis ophidion (straightnose pipefish), 7093 nucleotides long. RefSeq names its product DNA-binding protein RFX7. Gene Ontology annotation, biological process: regulation of transcription by RNA polymerase II. The transcript has 10 exons. NCBI's taxonomy places the organism in Eukaryota, Metazoa, Chordata, Actinopteri, Syngnathiformes, Syngnathidae. Gene Ontology annotation, molecular function: DNA-binding transcription factor activity, RNA polymerase II-specific; RNA polymerase II cis-regulatory region sequence-specific DNA binding. The record is from RefSeq and is a predicted model, not a curated record. Bases 273 to 4664 code for a protein of 1463 amino acids.
GACGCGAGAGCUCGUCCUCGGCUGCCGCUGGCUGCUGCAGGCGUGCAAUAGGUGGCGGAGGGAGCUCUGCGAAAUGCCUGGUGCAUGGCCGCCCUUCUUCUUUUCUUCUUCUUUUGCCUUCCUCAUCCCCGACUCACAGCCCCGUGUUUGUAGUCGCCAUGUUCCGCGGCGGGCCGUCCUAGCUGCCCGAGCCGCCCCAGCAGCGGUCGCGGCGCUGCGCUGUGCCGGGGAUGCGGCCUGCUUGUUAAAGCUCCCCCACCACAACCCCUCCAAUGAUGGCUGAUGAUCAACAACAAGCUGACCACAAGCCUGCCUCGGGACUCGGGUCUCUUCCAGCGCUGGUGCCGGGACUCCAGGGGCCUGAAGCUAACGCCUUGCAGUUAAAAAUCAAAAAUUCAAUUUGCAAAUCUGUACAAUCAAAAGUGGACAGCAUAUUGCAAGAUGUUGAGAAGUUUACAGACAUCGAAAAGCUCUACCUCUACCUUAAGUUGCCUUCUGGUCCCAGCAGUGGCAAUGAUAAAAGGACUGAGAAUGAGAGGGGGUCCUCCACUCCUGGAUUAUGCGAUCAGAGUUCCAUGUCAUCGAGUCGCACUCAACAAAUGUAUGCGUUCAAUUGGAUACGGAAUCACCUAGAAGAGCACCCGGAGACGUCCCUCCCCAAGCAGGAGGUUUACGAUGAAUACAAGAGCUAUUGUGACAAUCUCUGCUACAAUCCACUCAGUGCAGCAGACUUUGGGAAGAUCAUGAAGAAUGUAUUUCCCAACAUGAAGGCACGUCGACUUGGAAUGCGAGGAAAAUCCAAAUAUUGUUAUAGCGGGUUAAGAAAGAAAGCUUUUGUUCACAUGCCAUCAUUACCUAACCUGGAUCUGCAGAAGUCAGGCGAUGGGUGUGAACUGAUGGAGCCGGCUGGCCAAUCUCCGAACGCCGAGGAUGAAAUGAGGUCCGCAGCCUGCGGUCUGGUGUGUGAGUGGGCUCAAAAGGUCCUGAGUCGUCAGUUUGACAACGUGGAGGAUCUAGCACGCUUCCUGCUGGACAGCCACUACAUCGGCACCAAGUCCGUGGCUGCGCUCACGGUUAUGACGGGAACACCCACGACAGGCAUGAAGACACCAACUCCUUCCUCAGCAUUUGUGCCCACAGCCGAAGCCAACUCCUUCCAUCCCCAGGUGAAGACCCUCCCCUCCCCCUCUGUCGAUGCAAAGCAGCAACUGCAGCGGAAGAUCCAGAAGAAGCAGCAAGAGCAGAAGCUCCACUCUCCCUUACCCAGCGAUGCCCAAGUCAAGCGAACGGAGGUCAGCACCCCUGGCCCAACGAUCCCCUGCGGCAGCCCAGCUCUGUUGUCCCCCCAGCCCACUAUAGGCAUUGUAGUAGCAGCUGUUCCUAGCCCUGUCACGGUUCAAAGAAGCAGGCAGCUAAUGACCUCGCCGAGCCCUGUCGGGACAACUGAGGGGAAAGUGUUGCCUGUCAACUUCCAAGUGGUCACACAAUCACUCAAGCAGUCCCCCAAAACCCCACAAAAUAUCCCAGCUAGUCCUGUGGCAGUACGGCACGGCACCCGGUACGCUCAAAUCCUGCCCAAGCCCUCCGCCACGAGUGCCAUCACACUUCGUUCCCCUCCCACUUUGCUCAUCACCAACAGCCCCAUAAAAACUGUGAUGCCCAAUCCCCACGUCAGCUCGGUCAAUGUGGUCAAGAUGGCCAUUGCCUUGGCCCCCAGCAGCAGCAGUAACAGCAGCAGCACCGCCAUGCGCCCCACCUCUGCCGGGAUGGGCACGAUAUCUGCCUUAGAUGAGUCCCAGCAGUCACUCAGUGUGCCGAUGACUUCUGCAGUCAAAGCCGGGGCCUUCAGUUUGACAUCAUCCAAUGAGGCCACCAAGGGUGUGGCUGACAACAACGACAACGGUGUGGAGAAAACUGGCACUGCGGCCGCUGAGGAGCGAUUGACAAAGUUACGGGCUAUUAGUGAGCCCAGCUUCUCUGUUAAGUGUUUGCCAGGACUGAACAACAAGGUCUCAAGGUUAAAGAGCGACUCCACAUCCCCGCCCACCUCUGUAACUGCAGCUGGAAUCCAGGACAGCAAUAACAGUAAUUGCCAUGACAGCACCUUUUACUUGACUGUUGAUAAUCACAAAUCGCAUGGCAACGUGUCAUCUAUCAGUAUUCCUGCUUCAAAGGACCCUUGUUCAGAUGUUAAAAGUCCCAGGAAGCGCACAGGCCCUAGUGCUGAGUCCCAUAUAAUUCCUGUGAAGAGAGUUUUUAUAUCUCAGCAGUCAAUGGCUGUAUCUGACAAUCCCCAACCUGGAAUGAGCGCAGCAGUAAAGAGGAUCCCACGACCAGGAACUCCAGCCAGACCUGAGAGCGCACCCUGCAAAGUGACUGUGAAACACACUUCUGUCGGCCCCACGCAGAUCCUGGCGCUCUCCGACUCGCCCAUCACGCACACCGAGGGCGCCCUGACUCUUGUCAAACCGCAGGCCUUGUUGGUAAAACGGGAAGCACGUUCACUCAGUGCCGACACUAGCAGCGCAGUCGCCAGAACGUCCGACCAGGUCUUGUUACAGCAGAUCACGGUGGACACACGAGCCAACUCAGGACCACAGGUUGCCUCUGUGAUGAGUGAACUGAAGAGCACAAUAUGGGAGGAAGGUCAGCUUGAUGAGCUUCGCAAGCAGGCGUUCGCUCAGCAGAUACCAGCAGAACACAAGCAAGCCACAACAGACCAGAUUUCGAUCAUUGCCCAACCCUCUGAAACCCCAGGACAACUUGCUCUCGCACAGGAGAUGGUCGACUUUUCCGGGUCUCAGCCGAGCAUGGACUACUUCCCGUUCAACGACGACGACAUGACACAGGACAGCAUCGUGGAGGAGCUCGUCCAGAUGGAGGAGCAGAUGAAGCUGAAAGUUUUGUUUGGCAGCUGCGUGGACGCUUCUCUUCAAAGCCAGCCGGCCGGCAACCAAGCAUCCGUGCUCAAUGCUCAGCAAGCAGGCUCUUCUUUUUACCACUCUGCCCACAGCAGCACCACGCCAGUCCAAACUCCCACCCCGACUCCCACGCCAACCCCGACACCGACCCCUACCUCUGAGAUGACCCUUGGCCACAGCCUGACGAGAGAGAGCCCCUGCUCCCGCAUGGCUCCCAUCACUCCUGUGGACGGAGCGUUGGGACGCCACACACCCAUCAGCACCCCUCUGUCCAACUGCAGCAGCAGCGUCCCCCCGAGCCCGGUGGAGUGCAGAAACCCUUUUGCGUUCACGCCCAUCAACUCCAGCAUCACCGGUUAUCAUGACGCCAGUAUUGUCUCCAGCAGCCCCGUCAAGCCAAUGCAAAGGCCAAUGGCGACUCACCCUGACAAGGCCAAACUGGAGUGGAUCAACAACCGUUACAACAGCAAUUCAGGAGGUCCGUUGUCCAACCACAGCAUCGGUAUCCUGCCCAGCUACCAAGAUCUGGUUGAUGACCAGUUUCGUAAACCGCAUGCAUUUGCAAUUCCUGGCCAGUCCUUUCAACCCCAGUCGAGGUCAGACUCAGCACAUUUUGGUCGUUUGACGCCUAUCUCCCCUGUGCAGCAGCAAGUAACUGGCGUGACCACACCUACUAAACAGGAGAGCUUUGCUGUGCCCGCACCGUUAGACAACAAGGCGUCAACGUCAUCGGCAUCCAGUACUUUCCGUUGCCGGAGUGUCAGCCCCGCCGUGCGCCAGAGGCACUUCAGCGGAAACACCGGGCCUCAGACGACCACCACUGAUACCUCCACCACCACACAGACGGUCGCCUCACCUUUUAACUCGCCCAUCACCUCCGAAGUGCUCAGCAACCUGUCCAGCAGCCAGACGGUCAGCACUGUCCACAGCAUGGUCCAACGCAGCCAGUCUGUGCCUCUGAACAUCAUGAUGCAAAGCGAGAUGCUGCCCGUGCAGGGUCAGACUAACACCGCCAAAAUUAGCAACGUCCUUCUCAGCAAGAUGGAGGCGGACGGGGACGAUUCUGUCCGAGGCCUGGGGAUAAACAACCUUCCCUCUAACUACACGGCACGCAUGAACCUCACACAGAUUCUGGAGACAACCCCGGCCUUCACGGUGGGAACGCAGCACCAGACGCCGCUGCCGGUCAGCUCCAGCCCAGCCGCCUUCCAACUGCAGCAGCACGGCUACCUCGCCACCGCCAGUGGGGACCACGUGAGCUUCUCCACUGCGGACAGCCAAGCACAAGAGGGCGCCGGUGAGCCAGACCAGCAACAGCAGGAGCUACCUGUGCAGACCCAGCCGCCGCUCCUCCUCCAGAGCACACAGCAGCAGGAAGCGGAGGACGAGCAGCAGCAGCUGGACUUCAACAACACUGUCAAGGACUUGCUGGGGGACGACACCCUCAACCCCAGCUCUCAAUUGGUGGGCCAGGUGGCCUCAGAACUCAACGCCGUGGCGUCCGACUUUUCAAACGACAUCCGACUGACCACAGAUCUGUCCAGUAGCAUCACUGACUUUAACACGUUGGACCACAAUCUGCUGUUUGACCCCAACCAGCAGCAGGAACAAUAUGAAGACUCAACACUGGAAGAACUGAAGAACGACCCUCUUUUUCAGCAGAUAUGCAGUGAUACUGUGAACUCCGGCUUUGACUGGCUGGAGAGCAAAGACCAGCCCACAACAGUAGAGAUGCUCGGCUGAUCUGAACUUGUAUUCUCUACCACUUCUGCUCUUUGUCGUUUGUUGGUUUGGUGCGUAACUUAACUAGUAUAUCCGUUUUGACAACGACAGUUUGUCGGGAUUUGUCUGGACUUUGCCGUUUGUUCUGUUUUUAUAAGUGCCAGGCUUACCAGAAAAUCUCCCCCCCACUCGCUGAUGUUAACCUUCUCUCCUCUUCCCCCCCCACCCCCUCAGUCAUGACUCCCUCCUUGUGUACAAUCAAGACAUGAUAGCGGGGAGAAUUUGCUGUGUCAGCAUGCAGUUACCAAGAUGUGUGAGCCAUUAGGAGAAACACGAAUCUUCCAUGUUAGAAGCUGUCAAUAAUGCAAUAUUGAACAAACACGUCAAGGUUGUGCACAACAGGAAAACAAAUACUUUCCGUGCGUGCACUUAACCAAAUGUAGAUAACCAUAAGGCGGAAGUGUAGGUUGCUGGACGUUGGCCUGCCAUAUCAAAUUACUAAAAAGGGUAGCAAACGGGGCUGCCAGGUGCUGAAUUUAUGACGUUUUCUUUCUACUUUAUCACAAAAUCAGUGGAGAACUGAUUGACGCCUGAGCAUUUCUUUCUUAAACUUGUACUGUUGAAUAUCUUGGAAUAGGAUUUAUUUCAGGCCACUUGUCGAACUAAACAUUGAAAGGAAUCAACAACUGGCUGCCUUAUUCCUUCAGUCCAAGGCCUUACACCAUCUCUGGAGAGACUGUAUAUAGCGAAAUGUUCAAAUAAAAGCGUCUUAUCAUGGCAGCUGUUCUGUCAUCUGGUUCGGCUGCAGUAGAGAAGCAUCUAUUUUGUACAGGCUUAGAGCAAUUUGCUAUACGGUUGUUUCAUGACAGAACCCAUGGCAGGCACGCUUUACGUCACGAGAGCUUUUUUUUUUUUUGUUAUUCUGUUUUGGCACGUUGGGGGACAAAAAAUGGUGUGGAGAAGGCUUAGCUACUUAAUCAGCGUUCAUUGACGUCAACUUGAAUGAAAUGUGCGAUCCAGCCUUAUUUCCAUGCCAAAGACUUAGAAAAAUGAUUUUGUUAUUAUUACACAUUGUCACUCCCAGUAAGUAAAAUGAUUAAGCUACAUCAAUUCUAUGUACAGUAUGUAUAUUAAGGAAGUGGUCACAGUCCAAUAGGUAACCACGGACCUGCAAAAAGCAUGUUGAAACUAUCAUGUGACACAGUAGGAGGCUUACUUGCAUUUUUGGCAAUUGUCAAUGUUGUACAAGUCAUGUUCAUGCUCCAUUUGUAAAUAGGAUAGCUACAUAGAGAUUUGAUGUAUCCGGACACUACAGUAUAUUAUGGCCAUUAUUAUAGCUAAGUAUGUGUCAUUUAAAAGAGACAUAAAAAAAAAAAAAAGCUUAACAGUCGUAGUCAGCAAGAUACUGUAUGUUGUGUGUUACAUUUCUGGCUUAGCGUGUCGUAAAAGUAAUGCUGUCUGGUCUUCGCUUGCUGAUUUUAUUUGACUUUUUCGAGGAGAAGCAGAGGGUGCUUUUAGCAGGACAAGAAAAAAAACACAAUACUGAUAGCUUGUUGCCAACUCUUUUGUUUUUGUGACAAAGCCUUUCAGCAGACACUGGAUUUAAAAACAACAACAAACUUUGGAGGUUCAACAUUAUUGCACUAAAUUUUUACGACACGCCUUUUGCCAUGUCUUAAUGGACAAAUGUAAUGAUGGACGCCCGCAACAUAAAAAAAAAUAUUUUUUAUGACAAGGGGAGUAAGGAAAAUAAAGUGUCAGAAAAUGACUAAUUGUCUUGUAGCAAAAUGUGCAUUAAUCUCAGUGAGAUACACAUUUCUUACACGUUCUCAUACAUGAGAAUAUGAAGCGUUGAGUAUAGGGGGGUAAAAAAGUUCAAGAGUAACCUUUAAAAACCUACAUGCUCCUUGUGUUAUAAAUGAUUGUACGCACGCAUGUGUGAUGUCUUCUGUUGUACUUUAUAUAUAUAUUCUCGGUGACCACUGUCUGCUGUGAUGUGGGCAGGUUCUGUUAACCAGACGGGCAGUGCCAGUUUUGUCAGCUACUUCUGUUGUUUGCUGUUUACUAAGUUAACUUUGUUCUCUCGUUUUAUGUUGAUUUUACUUCCUGAAAGACAUUUUCUUGUGUGUGUUUUUUUUUUUUACAUAUAAAGGCACUGAUGUUUGAAUUCUAAUGAAGGAAACACACCUAUUUUGAGCUCCAUCAAGCAGUAAUUUCCCCUUUGACUGACCCAGAACCAACUCUGUUUGACUAUUUUAUUCAUUUCUACCAGUGGAAGAGAAAAAAAUACCCUCCUCUGUGAUGUUGUCUAGUGUACUGCUUAAUGUACAGUUGCUUGUUAAUAUUGCAAACGCGUCGUUUCUUUUUCUUUUUUUUUUCAAUGGAAAGUACUCACUGGUGAGAUUUUUAAAGUGGUUUUAAAAGCCAAUAAACUUUUUUUAAAGAAUGCA